AUGUCGAGAAAAUUUCAAUCGAUUGUGGACGAAAUGCACAUUGAAAACAUACCCAUGGUUUCUCCCAUUGUUACCAUCUCUCCGGUCUCUGAAAGCUCCAAGUAUUAUGAAAAGCAUGGGUUGAGAAUUGAGGGUGAUGGGCAGGAUCAUACCCAAUACAAUACCGGAGCUAUUGCUUUUAAAAUGACGAUACUGGGUUGCGCAUUUGCUUUGGCCGGCAGCGCAAUGGUACCUCUCAUGUACCUGACGCUUGGGAGUCUCAUAGCCCUCGAGCUCAACGCCGUCGAACUUACGAUCUGGAUGUUCACCUGCAUUCUUGUGUCCCAAGGUGCACUCGCUCCCUUCAUUGGCCCUCUGGCAGACCUCUGUGGACGAAAGCCCAUCUUUCUCACUGGCUUAGUUGUGUCUAUGAUUGGUGGGAUAGCCUGUGCAUCAACGCCAAACGCUGCUGGCUUCAUCGGUGGUCAAGUCCUGCUCGGAAUUGGCAUAAUCGUCCAAGAGCUCUUAGCCAUUGCAAUUGUUGGAGAGAGUGUUCCUACGGCCAAACGUAGCUUGUAUGCGGCAAUCAUACUUUGCGCACUUGUUCCCUGGUCCCCAGGGUCGCUCUACGCUAGCUUCAUCGCCGACACUUCUUGGAGAUGGGUCGGGUUCGUGGCCGUAAUUUGGAACUUGUUGACUUUCCUAAUUAUUGCUAUCUUCUACCACCCUCCACCACGAGUCAACUCUCUAGGAUUAACUAAACGAGAAAUGGUCCGCCGGAUUGAUUUUGUCGGAGGCCUGCUGAUCACUGUAGGGCUUCUUCUCUUCCUAAUCGGAAUCAAUGGAGGCCAAGAUCACGGAUGGACUUCAGCAUAUGUCUUGACAUUUAUUACACUGGGUUUGUUUAUGGUUCUCGGUUUCGCGGUAUGGGAGAUGUUCGCUCCAUAUCCACUUUUUCCUAGGCGAAUUGUGCAUGCUCCACGACCAUUCUUCUGUAUGCUCUAUGUCAUCUUCGCCGCAGGCGUCAACUUCGUUCCUCUUGUUGCUUUCUGGCCAAUACAAUCAAUCGCAGUGUUCCAGUCAGAUCGGCACCAGACUGGUAUUGAUUGCCUGCCGAUUGGGAUGUCCAUUCUUACUGGCGCCAUUCUGUCAGCACUCCUCCUGUCGAUUAUCAAGAGAUGGGUGACUUACAUUAUGGCCUUUUUCUGUAUAGUGCAGACAGUUGGGUGCGCGUGUCUUGUUCUGAUUAAUGGAAACGACAUACGAACAGCAUUCGCCCCUAUCGUUCUGGCCUUGAUUGUCAUCACACCAGAUGAUCUGAUCGCCUCAGUCGCAGCGCUCACCGUCGGACUUCGUGCUCAAGCCCAGGUGAUUGGGCUUGCUCUCUUCUACAACCGGUUCGUAUCUGAAGUCACCGAGAACGCCUACGACACCAUUGUUCCAGCAGUUGUAGAGCUCGGCGUUUUCAACGUCAAGAAGAUUGAGGAAUUUGUGCGCGGUCUUACAGCGCAACCCAUUCGGGAGUGGACUUCCCUAGUUCCAGCGCUCUCAGACCCGUUGAAUAUUGAACUUAUCCGGCAAGCCUCCGUCGCAUGUUUUAUGAAGUCUUUGAAUAGUCUUUAUCUAAUCACGAUAGCUUUCGGAGUUACUGCUUGCAUUGCUUCCUUGUGCAUUGGAAGCGUCGUAGAAUACUUGGACAAUCAUGUCGCUGUUGUUCUAUAA
This is a messenger RNA of Cadophora gregata, 1701 nucleotides long. RefSeq lists its product as uncharacterized. The transcript is spliced from 4 exons. The coding region runs from base 1 to 1701 and encodes 566 amino acids. NCBI's taxonomy places the organism in Eukaryota, Fungi, Ascomycota, Leotiomycetes, Helotiales, Ploettnerulaceae. The record is from RefSeq and is a predicted model, not a curated record. Gene Ontology annotation, biological process: transmembrane transport. Gene Ontology annotation, molecular function: transmembrane transporter activity.